Molecule: messenger RNA, 1222 nt
Organism: Melozone crissalis (California towhee)
Lineage: Eukaryota; Metazoa; Chordata; Aves; Passeriformes; Passerellidae
Product: chymotrypsin-C-like
Exons: 7
Coding region: 1-864 (287 amino acids)
Biological process (GO): proteolysis
Molecular function (GO): serine-type endopeptidase activity
Source: RefSeq, a predicted model, not a curated record
AUGCUGGGAGCCGUCUGUCUCGUCGUGCUGCUGGGCUACGCCUACGGAUGCGGUCAGCCGGCCGUGCCACCACAGCUGAGCUCCCGCGUGGUGGGCGGUGAAGACGCUGUAGCCCACAGCUGGCCAUGGCAGAUCUCGCUGCAGUACAGCCGCUCUGGAUCCUGGAGCCACACUUGUGGUGGGACCCUCAUUGCCCCCCAGUGGGUGCUGACAGCUGCCCACUGCAUCAGCUCUUCAAAGACCUAUCGUGUGGUGCUGGGCAAGCAGGACCUGUCAGAGGAUGACGAGCCUGGUUCUGUGGCCGUGGCUGUGGAGAAGACAAUUGUCCACGAGAAAUGGAACUCUAUCCUUAUCAUCAACGACAUUGCCCUGGUCAAGCUGGCAGAGGAGGUGCAGGAGACUGACACCGUCCGUGCCGCCUGCCUGCCGGCUGCUGGCAAGAUCCUGUCCAAUGACUACCCCUGCUAUGUCACCGGCUGGGGACGCAUCAGGACCAACGGGCCCCUGGCUGAUGCCCUGCAGCAGGCUCUGCUGCCUGUGGUGGACUAUGAGACCUGCUCCAAGUGGGACUGGUGGGGCAGCCUUGUGCGCGACACCAUGGUGUGCGCCGGCGGCGACGGCAUCGUCUCUGGAUGCAACGGUGAUUCUGGGGGCCCCCUGAACUGCCAGCGUGACGAUGGGAUCUGGGAGGUCGAGGGCAUCGUCAGCUUCGGCUCUGGCCUGAAAUGCAACAUGAAAAACAAGCCAACAGUCUUCACCCGGGUGUCUGCCUACAUCGACUGGAUCAACGAGGUGGGUGCCCCUUCCUCCUGCCCUCUGCAGGUUGGCCACACUGCCCCUGCCCUGCCAGAGGUCUCACCAUGAGCCUCCUCGUGUCUUUCUUUGGCAGAAAAUGAGCGCGAACUGAGAACACAGCAUGGAGCACAAGUACUGACUGUGAUAAAAGCAAUACUGCUACGCUGGUCUUGUGUGGUUCUUUCAAGGGGAUGUGAUGGAGCAGAACCAGGGGGCUGCACCUUGUGGUCCUCGGCUUCUGCCUGUGUGCUGGGGAGAGCCCCCACGUUGUGCAGUGAGGCUGGGCAGGCUCCUGGGGAGCCUAAAGUGGGCAGAGAUCCCCCACAAGUUACUCCCAGCCAUGUAGAUCCAUGGCCAUCACCAAGCCAGAGGGUUCAAAGCUUGACUGGUGGUUUGAUGGGAGAGUGGCUGGAAGCUGGCCUGGUGG